AUGCGUUACUCUACCAUCGCAGCCCUCAGCUUCGCCGUCGUCGCCCAGGCCACCUGGGACGGCAAGUUCAGCUACCCCCCCGGCAUCGAGCCCCUCGGCCUGACCGGCAGCGCGGACUUCAGCGUCAAGACCUUCGGCCCCAUCUCGGCGCCCCCGGCCGACUGCAUCUCCGUCUGGCACCCUCCCCACCCGGACGUCUACAUCGACGACUGCGACUCCGACAAGGAGCACGGCUGGCACUGGGUCCACCCCGGAAAGCCCAAGUGGGGCAAGCCCGGCCACGGCAAGUGUGACAAGGACGGCAACAACUGCGGCGACAAGGGCGGCGACAAGGGCGGAGAUAAGGGCGGCGACAAGGGCGGCGACAAGUGCGACAAGGACGGCAAGUGCGGCGACAAGGGCGGCGACAAGACCAAGGACCACGACAAGCCCGAGAAGACCGAGACGCCGCCCCAGCCCACCGACACCCCCGACGAGCCGGAGCAGCCCGAGCCCACCACCACCCCGCAGUGGAAGUGGACCACCUCCACCAUCACCCAGACCGCCGUCCACACCGUCAUCUCCUGCGCCCCCGAGGUCACCAACUGCCCCGGCAACGGCGGCGGCAACGGCGGCACCGCCUACAAGACCGUCACCGUCCCCGCCGUCGUGACCAUCUGCCCCGUCCCCGUCAACCCGGCCCCGGCCCCCUCCGCGCCCCCCGCCGCUCCCCCCGCGGCCCCUACCACCGCCGUCGAGCAGCCCGCCCCCAGCGCGCCCGCUCCCCCGGCUACCCUCUCCUCCGUCGUCAUUCCCCCGGUAUCUGCUCCUCCCGCCGCGCCCCCGGCCGCCACCACCACCAAGCCCGCCGACAUCGGCACCGUCACCAAGCCCAACCCCACGGCCACCACCAGCCGCGCCGUCGUCACCGCCGCCGCUGCUCCCAACGCCCAGCGCGCCGGCGGCGUGGUCCUCGCCGCCGUCGCCGCUGCCGCCGCCUUCAUCUGA
This is a messenger RNA of Colletotrichum gloeosporioides, 987 nucleotides long. RefSeq lists its product as uncharacterized. Bases 1 to 987 code for a protein of 328 amino acids. The transcript has a single exon. The record is from RefSeq and is a predicted model, not a curated record. Lineage: Eukaryota; Fungi; Ascomycota; Sordariomycetes; Glomerellales; Glomerellaceae.